This is a messenger RNA of Pocillopora meandrina, 8058 nucleotides long. Lineage: Eukaryota; Metazoa; Cnidaria; Anthozoa; Scleractinia; Pocilloporidae. The record is from the annotation of a GenBank genome assembly.
GGUGCCCCAUCAUUAUCAAAGAGAGUCUGUUUGAUUGUGGCUGUCUUCUUCCAGCUGUAAGUGAAAUACUAAAGUAACUUUCAUCAGACAAUGAUGACAAAAUCGUUUACAUGUAGUAAUAAUUUGAUUUAGCACCCUUCUUCUUAUAAGCACCCCUCUGGAAUAAGUGCCCCCCUCCCCCCUGUUUCAUGUCAGAAACUUAGACAGGUGAUGAUGUUUUGCUGAAACUUCACUUGUAAUUUCAUGCUUGCACAACUGAUAAUUAUUAUUACAUGUAUUGUUAUUAUUUUUAAGCUUGUCAUUAUUUUUAUACUGGCCUUUGUCAAGCAAAGGGUCAAAUCUGGACUUCAAAACUGCAAUGGAUAUCCUGGUUUGCUGAUGUGAGUACAGAAUUGAUUAAUAAAGCAAAAAGGUCAAGGCUUAUAUUGAAGGUCAACACCAAAUAGUCUGAUCAUUGUGUACUUUUAAGUAGUUGUACCUAGGUCUAAGUGACACCUAGUUACUUGUAAUACUAGGCAAGGGGAUGUGCUGCUGAUUUGGGUGGCAUUUUCAUGAUUUACUUAGCUAUAAUGGGGUUACAUUUUCAGUAGAGUUACUAGAGUGGGGACUAACACAUUUUCAUUAUUUGGAAAAUUUUCAUACAUCAAAAUAAGGAUUUACAAACAGGAAGAUUCAAACUAGAUUGAUAUGUAUCAGAAUAUUAAUGCACUGAAGAUGAAAAGUAAAGUGUUCUAAAUUCGCAUAAACAAAUAUGUCGCUUCAUUUUAGGAUCAUGACCUACUUAAAAGACUUUGUAGUAUAGCUAGAUAGAUGCAUCUAUAAACAGAAAUUGACUAAGUUGGGAUCACAAGUAUUACAUUUCUGGUAAAGUGACUCACUUAGCAGAUGGGGUGUACAGUUGGCCACAGAAUAGACUAUAAUAGGGCAGGUAUUCCAAGAGGCCAGCAGCACAUGGGUAGAUGGGAUCACAAAAGUAACACUUUCCACUUCAUUGACCAAAAAACUCCCCUACCCCUAAUCUACUAGGAAAUUGUGCCAUUUCAGUCAGAAUAUAAACACAGUGCAAUAAUAUGAGGCAUUCCCUUAUUGAAUGGGUCUAAUGGGAGUGUAUUUUUAAGUGAGCUUUUUGGCUGCCUAUGUUUUACCAAUGUUUGUGUGGUUUCCUUUCAGACCAUUUGAUUUUUUAAGUGGUUUUGGCAACAGAUUCACCAUGGCUGUUAUGUUUGGAGCCACUUCCAGCGCAUGCCUGAAUAUGUUUUUACAACCAAAAAAUGGAAUUUCUCAGAUGCCUGACCCAGCUGGAUGGGUGCAGGGUAAGUGGUCAUACCAUAGCAACCUAAUUUUGAAUAAAUUGAGUGUUUGUUUGUUUUGUUUUGUUUUGUUUUUUCUCUCACUGUUAAAAUCAUUUUAAAGAGUAUAGUAGCUAUAGGUUAACUCAGUUUCCAUGGGUCAGUAUUAUUUUAUGAACAAAUUUUAAUAUAGUUAUUAAAUGGAAUUUAACAUACAGUUUAAAUGACUAAGAGCAAAUACAUGCAUGGUCAGUAGCGUUUUCAGACAUUUGGUUUAUGUCUUAGCCAGCUGUUAGCAUCCGUGCAGUAUUUGUUGCAUUCUGCAUAGUUUGCAUUAGCACUGCUGUGGAUGUUAGGGCCCUGGGGCUGUCCUCAUCCAGCAGUAUACCUUAUCAGUGUAUGUGUUGGUUUACCGUGUGCCCGUGUUGUGUUUGCUGUUCUGUAGUGUGGGAUUCUUGUCCUUGAGGAUAGCAGUUCUCGGUGUUUCCUCCCCUCAACCCCAACUGCAGGGUUUGUUUUGCAGGGUCUAUUUCAGCAAGCUGCCACUUUAGCGUUGGGUAGGCCAGUUGGGUGUUCUAGCACCUUGGGGUGUGACUGUAGUUGCACUCCUGGGCCCCUUGGGCACCCAGCCUCCAUUUGUGAUGUGGGUGUGAACUUGAUAUUAAGUUAUUUAUUUGGAAUAUUUAGACAGGCUGGCUCAGUUUGGCUUUUAAAAGCAGGUGUAAAUGUGGGCCCUAUAAAUGAUAAGAAGGCCACACUGGGGGCAACAUUUGUUACUCUUUGUUGAAGUCUGUGAGUUGUUUUACUCUUUAACUCUCAAGAUCUGAUUAUUAAUUAAUUCUCCCCUCUAGCUGCUGCACAAUUGCAUAUUCAUCAGUUAUGAGAACUUUUCUGGUGGAUUAAGAAAACACCUUCUACCUGAGAAGGUUUGGGUAUUCUCAUCACCCGUUUGCUGGAUAAUGUAAGGAUAUUAUAGGGAGAAGUUACCUGUUAAUCAUUUCUGGGAGUUAGGGGGUUAAUGUCCCCUGCUUAUAACCAGUACAGAGAAGAUGUAGGAGAGUAUGGGGCCUAUGGUUUAUCAUCCUUAGCUGAGAAGACUAGAACAUAUAACCAUUUGCAGAUGUUGUAUCAAAGGCAGCAUGUUCUUGUCAGUUAUUUUAAGACCUGAGUGUUGUUGUGGUCUGGGGCUUGAACCCUCAGCUACCAACAUAGCCAUAACACCUUCGCAAUGUAAAAAGAAAUCACAAGGACUCAUCCAAACCAGUCGCUAGAUACUUUAAUCUGCACAAUCAUUCUUGGCAGCAUAUGGCACUUUGUGGCCUUUCCCUACAUCUAGGCAGUUUAGAGGGCUGCAUAACUCCAGAACAAAAAUUAUCUUUCAAAUAGGCACUCUUAAGCCAGAUGGUAUCAACGAAUGCCUUUCAUUCAGCUAAUAUAUUCUUGUUUUCCUGUCACCACAUUCCCACCAAUAACAUAGCUCCAUUUUCUGCAUAUAAAUACACACACAACCCACAAUUUCUCCAAUUGCUCCGAGGAAGGGCUAUUGCGCUCAAAAUGUCAGCUUUUAAACCCUUUACUCUGGCCAAUUUACAUUAUCAGCUUAGUCAAUAAUACUUAAUUACCCUGUUAUACUCUCCCACUGAUGCAACACCACAGUUUCUUUAGAAAUUUACCCCCUUUACCUGCACAGCAGUCCAGCACUCAACACGAGCAAGCAGAAAAAAAAUUCCUCUGUUUUAAUUAGUUUUUCAGAUUAUUGUCACUGUUCUUGUAUACGGGAUCCUGUUCUACCCAUUUUUUGCUGUCUUACAACUGACAACAGACUGGCUGGGUCCUUGCUGGGUUUUCUUUAUGUUACAAUCAGGUGAGCUAGCUAUUACUUUGUUUAUGAAUACCAAUUUGAUCAGACUGUGAGUUUGUUUUUGAACUAGCAAAUACAGUACCAAUGGAAAUUUAUAGUUAAGAGUCUAGAGAAUAUGGAUAUUGAUGUUAACCCUUUAACUCCCAUGAGUGACUAAGAGAGAAUUCCUCGUAAUAGUGUAGUCUGAUCGUCCGGGUGAGUGUAGUCCUGAGGAAGACUGAUGUCGGUGACUGACGUUUCGACAACCUGAGCAGAAGUCAUCUUUAGAGCCAAGGAAUAGUUGUUGUCAGUCGAAUGUUCCUAGUCCGGUUUGUGUAAACUGAUCGGUCGGUUUUGCCGCGAUGUUAUUGGCUGUAAGACUCAAGUGGCGUAGGUCGGUCGUGAUUGGUCAGUCUCGACCGUUAGUAAAGUUCGGUUCGUUUGUAAUGUUAAUGUCAUGGAUGAGUCGUUUGUAUGGUGCCGGUAGUGGUUGACACCUGUUGAGGGGAGUCUAUUCCAAGUUAGUAAACCAGAUUUCCAGAGUCAGGCGUUGAAAGUAGUUGGUGCUGUAGGUUAGGCAUUGCGCAGAGUCCCAGUCAAUAGUGUGGUUCGGGAGUCGGUGAUGUUCAGCAACGUGAAAUUUUCCAUUCUUACAAGAAAUUUUGAAAGUUUUUCACAUUUUUUAGCUUUCUUGAUCAAUUAUCUUGUAUAAAGAGCUGAAAAAUGUAGGUUUAUUUGGUCAAGUGACCGCCUAGAGCAAGAAUUGCGUGACAGGUGUAGUUGAGAGAAACUUGUCACAGUCGCAGAUUUUAAAAGGCAUCCAAGACAAAAAUACGGUAGUGCCCAAAGUUUUUUGAUGAUUUUCAGAGAUAAAAUUAUGGAUUAUGAAGGGGUAUCAAGAUUAGUGUUGUAACUUUCUGGCAAGGGGAGAUAUUUGACCUCAAAGUUGUCAAAUAUUUGGAUGAAUCGAAAAGUCUAAAACCACAGUCUUUUAUUUGCCUCUGUUGAUUGACAAGCCGUCUAUCAAACUGACUGAUAAUUGCGGCGGAAAUUAACUAAGGAUGUAAAAGUAUGUGUGCAAACUAUACCAUCGCAGUGAGAGCUUCAUACAUUUUACCUAUUUUGAAGCGAUUUCCUCGAUGAAAACUAAGAAAAACCGUGGGGGUGGUCUAUCUCCCCCAGGAAAAAUCCAAAACAGAAACCAGUUCGUCUUUUUGAGUUUUGGGGUAGACCCUUUAAACUGGCAAAGUUUCAUUGAAAUCGGUGAGAUGGCAUGUAGCACGACUGCCUGGUGCUCUCGUGGACACGCUUUUAAAGGGAUUGAACAAAACGGAUCCAAAUGUGAAUAUUUAUCUAACUGUUCCCUCAGGCUUUAGGCGGGCGCUUGACUGUUUGUUUUUCCCUCGGUGUUUUUAUAAUCCCCUAAUUCUUAAACGACUGUGAAUAUAUGAAAGUCAUAUACACCCCUUAACUCUUCUUCUCUUUUUGGAAAACAAGGAAGACUAACUUCUAUGUAGUUAUUAAGUCAUCAAAAAAAAAGAAAAAGAAAAGAAAUCAGCGGAGUACACCAAUGCAUGUGUGAAGUAAAACGAGUGACUCAGGCAUCGCACCGCUCGGAAUGAUCCUAAAUGAUUGAGCCAUUUUUUUCGCGCUGUUUGUUCUCUUUACGUGGCCCCACGUAAGAGUAAGUUCGCCCUCAGAGUAAAUUAGCGCAAAAAGGAUUCAUCUGAUCUCAGGCAACUUGCUGAUUAAGCACCGCUAUUUAUAACCCCCUACCGCCGCAGUUUGCACUCGAAAAAAAAACAACAACAAACUUAAAAAGGGCUGCCUUCUCGCAGGUCCUAACCGCUUGUUCGACAUGAAUCUAUUUCGAUAAUUCUGAUAAAGUUUUUACCAACGGGAGUUUGUGAGUCUGUUGUAAACCGAGUUAGGCACAUCUACAUAAUCGACUCCUUAUUUCACUUGUUGAAAUUCCUCUUCAAUGAUUGACUCUCCGUUGUAGUGAUACUUGAAAACAAGGCCCAUGGAAAUAUUCCGCAUUUCUAUCGCUAAGCUUUUUUCCUAUAAAUUGUCUACUCUGAGUAAUUGUUCCUUAAUCGCUGUUGAAUGAAGUUUGCGCAAGAGGUUAUAAUCUAUUGGUUUAUGCCAUUUCCGGCUAACAUAGCCCUUAUUAUAUUGAAUUCCUAAUCAUUCAAUGUAUUUCCAUUCAAAAACGGUGAUCCUUAUCUUAGGGAUGCGGAAGGAGAAUAUUAUAUUAAAGUUCGGGUAUAACGCGCGACGUAAUUGCGAAAAAAAAAUAAAAACGGGCAGACGUAACUGCUUCAAAAAAGAUCCAAUCAUAAGGGUUUUUUUCUGUUGUUUUAAAAUUAGUUGUUUAUUUAUUCAAACAUUUACGUAUUCAUCUAUUUAUUCAUUGAGCAACAACUUUGAAUGUCCGCUUUAGCUGCUACUACUAUUAGUAUUAUUUAUUACGGUACAAUUUAACCGACUGAAAGAACAAUAUUAAACAACUUGUAAUAUUCUUAUCGAGGAGCGACUCUUAAAGGAAGUACAGUAUUUAUCCUAAAUAAACUUAUUUAAGCCCAUUAAAAACCAUAUCUUAGCUCAACCCACUGACAAAAUCUCACAGUUGUCUCCAAAGUUCCUCGAAAUUAUAUCAACAAUCUUCACAGUAGUUCUCUCUGUAGUCUUAUUUGAAGGGCAGUCAUCAACUGACUGAGCCAUAAAAAAUUUUAAUUUUUAGAUUGGUUUAUUUCGAUGAGUUUUGCCUACAAAUAUACGAUCGUUCAGAAAAUAAACUUAUAACUUACAAUCACGAAGAAGACUGGUGACAUUUACAACUGCAUGAGUGCUUAAACAAUAAUAAACAGAAUGACCUUUACCGGCAGAUCGUAACUCAGACCGAUCACAACCGACUAAUAGCUGUUAACUAAGUGAUUGUACUAAGUAAUUGACUAUUAUUUCCAGUUUGCUGGAUCCAGUUACCUAAGUUGUGCGAUAUUUCGAUUCAAAUUCAGCACAAGACUGCAAUUCAACUGUCCAUACAAUGUCUAUCUCACUUGGUUUGACCUGUGAGCUCUUCCUUAUGGAGGUGUCCUUUAUCGAAGAUAGAAAAACGAUGUUCAUCUUUCUUUUGAAUCGUUCUUUGAUCUGCAGAUAGAUGAGCGACAUGAAAUAUGGUUCUUAGUACUCAGGUAUUUAUUGAAACACUACAACUUGAUGAUAUGCAGUUAGUGUAUAAACAGUUUUCUUUUCUUACCUGAGUGUUUCGCAUGGAGUGUAGAGCGAAAAUCAGGAAACCCUACAGAAUAAACAUUCCUUUUUACAAUAUUUAAAUAAACUAGGCAAAUAUAUUUUAAUAUUUACAUAUGUAUGAAGAGAAAUUUGAGAAGAAAAGAAAAUUGCGUGACCCAUAAAUGAGGAAGAAAUCUGUUUUCUCUGACAUAUUUAACAGCUUUUUGUUUUCAUAACUCCAAUAAAUAUCAUGUAACAAUUGUAAUGUUGUAUCGCCUGGUUAAAAAGUUUAAUCGAGAUUGAAUGAUUUUUGAGAGAAGCCAUUCAACACUCACCUGAGUAGAGUUGAGUAUGGUGAAGAUGUAGGCGAAAGCUUUAUGCACUGGCGAAAGGAGACCAAAUAGCCACGUGACACCCAGUAGGGGAAUUAUCACUAAGCAUGCUUUGAUGCCAAGUCUAGGAGUUAAAAACAACCAAAAAAACACCAUUCUUUUUUUUUUCUUUUGACAAAAAAUUGUAAUUGUUAGAGAUCGGAAUGCCUUCCUGAUUAAGGAAUGAGGAGGUUAGGCGAAUAUCGCCUCACAGGAGCACAUGACAAUCUUUUCCACUAUUUAGUUUUAGUUUUAUGAUGUAAAUCUUACCGUAUUUGCUGAAAAUGGUUGUCUUCUGCUAUUGGCUGCACCAAAUUGGUGAUCUCUUUUAUAACGCGUACGAGUAUCAAGAUGUUGAGCUGAAGAAUACAAUAGAAAUAAAUUGAUUAUUUAGAAAUAGUUGUCAAAAAGCCAAGGCAGGAGAGGAUCCUUGCCAAAGACGUCAUUUGUUUGGUAAGGAGAGUGGAAUGAAGAGUCAUUUACAGGGAAAAGAACUCUCAGCUAGGGUACCUAGAUUAUGAGCUUGGAUGCUCUGACAAUGAGCUAAAGAAAUCGCGAACAAAAGUGUCUAAACUAAAUGAACUAUGCAAAGUGAAGCCUCAUGUUAAAUUAGAUAAAUUCAAUAUCUUCUACUCUUCCUGCUCGUUUUAUCUUUUUCAAUGUUUUUAUCAUUAUUAAUUUUUUCAAAUGAGUAACUUUAGCGCGAAAAACUCAUCUUGGUAUAUCAAUGCGAAACAGUGUUAGAAAAAUUAACAUGGAGGGUGGAGAAGCUAUUUUUUUUUUACACUAUGUAGUAAAAGUUGGAGAAUAUUUGAAGCUAUAAUCUGGUGUUAGAUCAAGGCAACAACUUCUACCUGAUAAGUUUAAAUAUUCUCAUCAGCUGUUUGCUGUUUAAUGUAAGGAUAUCACAAGGAGAGGUUUUAUGUUGAUCACUUCUGGGAGUUAAAGGUUUAAUCCGCUUUUUUAAAGAGCUGAGAAAAAAAGUCUUUUGGCAGAAAUUAGUCCAGGUAUACCAAUCACAAUCACCAACACGAAUCAUUAACUCACAACUUCAAUGAAAGCCACAAAGGCGGCGAACAUCCAGGUCAGGUUGUUAGUCGAGGAAAGCCAGCAACUAAACUCGAAGAAGUGAAAGACAAGAAAGAAAGCCAAAUUUUCAGCGAAUGAAAUGAUACCGAUUUCAAACUAUACACAAAAAGACAAAAGAAAGAAUGCAAUAAAAUGAAACAAAAGAAGAAGAGAAUUAAGAAACCGUUGAAUUUCCUCACUAUUUAUCACUCGUAUAGCUUUGUAACCCUUCUUUUCCAGCAGCGAUGCCAAGUGA